CUCUCCUAUAUUGGUUUUUGAGAUUCUGUUCCUGACUUGUAAAGUACUUCAUGAGCAAGGACUGUUUAUAUUAAUACAUAGCAUUAGAAAGUGUACUUGGCAUUUUAUAAACAGGCCUGUGCCUUGCACUGAAGAUCUUACCAUCUAAAUCCAACAAGAAAGUAGUAAAAGAUAACAGUUCAGGAGAGAGAGAGAGGGAGCAGAAUGUGGUGGUGAUGAACAGGAAGAAUAGAUUUCUGGAAGAACUGGGCUUUAAAGAGGAUCUAGUGUACAGAAGUAGUGUUUCAAACAUAAGAGCAGCAUGAGGGAAGAGAAAGGAGAGUCUUAGAAGGAACUUAAAGAGCAAAUGAUAAGAGUGAUAGGAGAGAGAGAUGAUUUUAUCCAAAGUGCCAGUGUUAGACUGGAAAAGAGGAAAGGUUGUAAAGGGGAAGGUCACAGUAAGAAAGAUGAGAAGUGAAAGAGAACCUUGGUAAUGAGGAAAGGGCAGAUUUUAAAUGAUAUUAAUAAGAGAAGCAGCAUUCAUUGGAAGAGUGGAUAUGAAGGUUGGCUAGUAGAAAAGAAGAACUGAAGAUGACACCUGGGUUGCUGGUACAUAUCUGAAAUGUGAAGAUCCACCAUCCAGCUUCUGGACAGUAGAAAGAGCUUGCGGUCACUUCUGCCCCUGCAAAGACUCCUGGAUGCUUUAAGGAGAAGGGAAUAUAAACCGAUUGGUAAAAUAGGCGAGGGAACAUUUUCUGAUGUUCUGAAGACACAGAGUCUUAGGGAUGGAAAUUACUAUGCAUGCAAACAAAUGAAACAGCAUUUUGAAAGUAUCGAGCAAGUGAAUAGUCUGCGAGAAAUACAAGCACUGAGGCGACUGAAUCCACAUCCUAAUAUCCUUAUGUUACACGAGGUGGUUUUGAAAGGAAGAGGCAUCUGUAGACAGGUCCCACCAGGGCAAGGAGACAUAAAACAAAAUGUUGGUUGCCAGCAGGAACAUGAUGAAUUCCAUGGCAUUUUGGAAAAACAUCAAGUUAUUCAUCAGCAGAAUUGUGAAGUCCACAGGGGCCCUGUUUUGAGAUUAAUGAGUGACAGAAAAUCUGGCUCUCUUGCACUAAUAUGUGAACUUAUGGACAUGAAUAUUUAUGAGCUAAUAAGAGGGAGGAGAAAGCCAUUACCUGAAAAAAAAAUAAUGAACUACAUGUACCAGUUAUGCAAGUCCCUUGAUCACAUGCACAGAAAUGGAAUAUUUCAUAGAGAUGUGAAACCAGAAAAUAUAUUAAUAAAGUUUUCGCAGCAGGAUACCCUGAAGUUAGGAGACUUUGGAUCUUGUAGGAGUGUAUAUUCCAAGCAGCCAUAUACAGAAUAUAUCUCUACACGCUGGUACCGAGCACCUGAAUGUUUGCUCACAGAUGGCUACUAUAGCUACAAAAUGGACAUGUGGAGCUCUGGCUGCGUUUUCUAUGAAAUCACAAGUUUCCACCCUCUCUUUCCUGGAUCUAAUGAAUUGGACCAAAUAUCAAAAAUCCAUGAUAUUCUAGGCACCCCUGCUAAGAAAACUCUUAAUAAAUUCAAACAGUCAAGAGCUAUGAGUUUUGAUUUCCCCUUUAAAAAAGGGACAGGACUAUCUCCACAUGUGCCUAAUAUCUCCCCCAAGAGCCUCUCCCUUAUGUAUGCGAUGAUAGAAUACGAUCCUGAUCAGAGAAUUGGUGCCCACCAAGCACUACAGCAUCCUUAUUUCCAAGAGCUGAGAACAGCAGAGAAGCAAGCUGUAACCAUGCACAGAAAAAUGAGAUUAGCAGAAAACAUAGUGGGACAAGAAUCUAUCAACUUGUGGUGUAUUCCAAAGGAUGGUAAUAGGCAGCACUCUCUUAGGAAAACCCAGGAGAAUCCAGUAAGACAUCAUGGACCUUCCUAUGCAAUAGAAUUGCCAAAACUGAAUGUUUCUGGAGUAACCAAGUUGACUUCUUAUCCUAGUCCUUCAUUUCAUUCGGUUUUUACUACACCUGCAACAAAUGGUGAAGUCCCUGUGUUACAACCUAUUAAAUAUAUUGGGACAAAUCACAAGUCUGAAAAACAGAAGGAGCUUAAGUCUUCUAUGAAACAAUACCACUUACCCACUAUAGAAAGAAGAGGUGGAGGAUAUUGACCAGCUUGUCAAAUAUUUGGAAUGUAAGGAAAAGCAGGAGUAUACAGUGAAACAGAUUCAACCAUGCUUUCUAUAUUAUUGUCAAAGGUACACCGAAAGCAACAGUGCCUUAUAUUUUGUUUCCCUGAAAUGCUGCAGGAAAACACUACAAGACUAUUAGCACUUUGGUACUUUAUUUCUGAAUGGUAUCAAUAUUUAUCUAAGCACCAUUUUGGCAGCUCAAAAUGCACUUUAUACUUGAACCCCUUUAAACAAAUUCGCUUUUUUAAUUUUUUAAAAACAAAAAUGGAUAAUUUAGGAUUUUAGUUGGAGGAAUGACAUUUUGUAAUUAAGUUUUAUAUUAUAUCCAAAAGUUUAUGAUGUUAUUUAAGACUUGUUAAACUUGAUCUGUUCAUUUUGUACCUUUUUAACAGAUGAAAAUGUUAGUUGCGUAGACAAUGUUGGAAAAUAAUUACCUCCUGUAUUAGGUUGAUAGUUUCAAAGCUCAAGUCUUGUUAAUAUUUUAUGGAUUAUGAUAUAAUUUGAGAAACACCUGAUUUUAGUAAAAUUAAAUAGUUUUAAUUACUUGUAUAUGCAAAGGAUAGUUGCAUCCGACGAAGUGGGUAUUCACCCACGAAAGCUCAUGCUGCAAAACGUCUGUUAGUCUAUAAGGUGCCACAGGAUUCUUUGCUGCUUUUACAGAUCCAGACUAACACGGCUACCCCUCUGAUAGCUGUACAGUUACAUAUCUGAUUCAUAAGCAAAUCUAUCUUUAUCAUUUGUGUCCUUUUCUUUCUUAAACCAUGCUUUUGUAUUAAUCAAAAGCUUUACUGAGUCUGGUGGUUUUGCAGUUAGUUGGUUGAAAUAGUGGUAAAGAAACAGCAUAUGGAUUUAGACCAUUUUUUCACAUUUCACAAAUUAUAGGCACUCAUUUAAUAAGGUUCUCAGCUUUUUGUGCUGUAGAAGCCAACAAAAUUCAGAAAUAGCAUUUUGGUCAUUGUAGCAGAGGGAUACCAUUUAAGGUAAUGACUAAGAGUUCAGUGUGUUUGAUUUUUAAACUUCAGUAUCCUAGUAAGAAGGAAAAUUGUCAGUUA
Molecule: messenger RNA, 3201 nt
Organism: Mauremys mutica (yellowpond turtle)
Lineage: Eukaryota; Metazoa; Chordata; Testudines; Geoemydidae
Gene: MOK
Product: MOK protein kinase
Exons: 13
Coding region: 791-2128 (445 amino acids)
Biological process (GO): protein phosphorylation; intracellular signal transduction
Cellular component (GO): nucleus; cytoplasm
Molecular function (GO): protein serine/threonine kinase activity; ATP binding
Source: RefSeq, a predicted model, not a curated record